Oncorhynchus kisutch (coho salmon) is the source of this 4232-nucleotide messenger RNA. It is a transcript of the gene otud4, whose product is annotated as OTU deubiquitinase 4. The transcript is spliced from 14 exons. Lineage: Eukaryota; Metazoa; Chordata; Actinopteri; Salmoniformes; Salmonidae. The coding region runs from base 247 to 2670 and encodes 807 amino acids. The record is from RefSeq and is a predicted model, not a curated record.
AACCCGGGUCUGAAUAUAUAUAUAUAUAUAUAUAUUUAUGUCGUUGUGAUCUACAGGAGCCAGGAUGGACCAGCUGGACCUGCAGGCCGGGGACUCACCGUUAAGGGUCGAGGAAGUCGAGGCCCACCCUUCUCCAACAGGGUCAGACGUUCUCUCAACCCCUUCCUCUACAGAAACACUGAGUACGAUGUCUGGGUCAAGUCCAAGAGAGCUCAGCAGAAGCUGGAUUUCUGCAUCGCCGCUGGGAUGCAGUAUACAGUGGGAGACAAGUGCAAGGUUCGCCUUGACAACGGUGGGCGUUACUAUGGCGCCUACAUCCAGGAAGUGUCGCCUGACAACGGGCCCGUCACUGUCUUCAUAGAGGAACUGGGCAAGAAACACACUGUGUCCCUCUGGAACCUGCGUCCCCCCACAGAUGAUACGUUGUCCUGGAGCACGGUGGCCCGAGACGGAAAGAGACUGAACAACGGCUCUGCUCCAAACUCUGAUUGGGAGGGCAGGGGAAGAGGGAGGAAGUCAGGGAAGCCUUCAACGCCGUCGGCAACGCCGUCUGUCUCCCAGGCUAAAGGACCCUCCCAAAGUGGUGGGCGUGGUGUCCAGAAGCAGCACUCUUGGCCCCUGCAGGCCACCGUAGAGGAGGGAGGUGUCCGGAGCACCAACACCAGGAGACCCUCUUCCAGCUCCGUGUCAGAGGCAGCAUCAGUAGCAGCAGUAGCAGCAUUCGGUCUGUCAGAGGCCCAGCGUCAAGCCAAAGAGGAGGAGCAGAGGAACAUGGCCCUGCUGGAGAUGGAGCUACGGGAUGAGAGAAGCUUCCCUGCAUUGGGGGUGGUGUCUAAUGCCAGUGAGGUGAAGAAGAGGACAGGCAGAGGCAUGAGGAGAUCAACACUAGAGGAGGAGAGGAAGACCCCAUCACCUCCUACUCCUACCCUUCCUCCUACUCCUACCCUUCCUCCUACUCCUAACCUUCCUCCCACUCCUAACCUUCCUGCUACUCCUACCCUUCCUCCCACUCCUAACCUUCCUCCCACUCCUAACCUUCCUGCUACUCCUACCCUUCCUCCCACUCCUAACCUUCCUGCUACUCCUACCCUUCCUCCCACUCCUAACCUUCCUCUCACUCCUAACCUUCCUGCUACUCCUACCUUUCCUCCUAUUCCUACCCUUCCUGCUACUCCUACCCUUCCUCCCACUCCUACCCUUCCUAAUACUCCUACCCUUCCUAAUACUCCUACCCUUCCUGCUACUCCUACCCUUCCUGCUACUCCUACCCUUCCUCCAACCACCAUUCCUUCCAUCCCUAUCCAUGUCAACUCCUGGCCUAAAACAACUGCGGCUGUUCCGGUCGUCCCCAACCCUCACCUCGUCCCACCUGUGUCUGGGGUUUUAACUGCCCUACCUCUGGUGACCUCUGUGCCCGACACGGUGACCUCUGUGCCCGACACGGUGACCUCUGUGCCCGACACGGUGGACCAAUCCCCUCAGACAAUACAGACUGUCCCUCUCAACCCCCCCUCUCUGAAUCUCACCCACCCCUCCUCUCUUCCACAAUCUGGUCAACCCUAUCUACCCCAAUGUUCUCUCUCCCAGCCCCCCCUCUCCCUGGAUCCUCCAUCCGGUGAGGUCUCCUCAGCCUACACCCCAGCUUUAUCCCACAUCGGUGUUCCCCCCACUUCCUUCCUCCCCACCAACCACCCACCUCACCCCUCCAACCACCCUCCUCAUCCUUCCUCCCACCCUUCCCUUCCCCCUGGGCUCUCCCCAGCCCCCAUCCAGCCCCAGACUGUCACCCAGCCCCCCCUGUCGUUCCACCAGCUGGCUCAUCUCUACCAAGACCCCUUGUUCCCAGGGUUCCCUUUGUCUGACAGGGAAGAGAUCGUCCAGACUCCCCCUUAUUCUUAUAUCCACACGGGAGAGGACCUGCCACGAGAUGUCAACAUCCUGAGGUUUUUCUUCAACCUUGGUGUGAAGGCGUUCACCAACCCCAUGUGGCCCCCCCACUCUUACAUCCUCCCUCUUCACCAGGCCUACAGCAUGCAGCCCAAACUACCGUCCGUCUCCCUCCCCUCUUCCCACUGGUACCCCUCCCACCCCUCCACCGCGCCCCAGGAGGGGUACGGACACCCCCACGCUCAGUACCCCUCCCCCUUGGGUUUGGGUGGCCUCCAUCUGCAUGACAACCUCCAAUCGGCUGCAGAACCUCCCCAGCAUAUGGAGUUCAGAUACGGGCAGGAUGGUCGCUCCGCCCUGGGGUACCCUUCCAACCGCCACCUUCACCCUGCCUCAACCCAGCCCGUGCCGUUCCAGCCACGUAUGGCUGGCUCUCUACCCUGGUGUAGCAACGUUACCCCCGCGACCGAACGCCUACGCUGGGGUAUGCUCUGUACCCACACCCCUGACACAAUACUCUCCACAAGCACCCCAACCUGCACCUCCCAACCAGUACCCGACUGCACUCCAAUCCUCUACCCACACCUCUCAAGCUCACCCCUACACUCCAGCUCCAGCCGCCUCCCCUCCCUCCGUACCCCAGUACCAAUCAGCGUCUCUGGGGUACCCUCCCCCGAGGCUGCCCAGUGGGAACCAGACCCAAGGACCGCUGGAUCCUUGCCCCGCCAGUGGUGCCUCUUCCCUGGGUAUGAGGUCCAGCCACAGCCCCCUGGAGAACCAUAAUGCUAAUACUACCUCUGUUGUCAAUAUUACUACUGAUGCUGAUGCUGCUGCUACUACCUUGUCUAGUACUACUGCUUCCAACACAGAGAGAGCUUUACAGACUGUUCUUGCAGGCUUCGCAGACAGAGGACAGGGAGACAUGAAGACGGCUGGCACUCUGCUAGUGAACCAACCUCUUCCUCCUACUGAGCAGGUCACAUGGGUCCCCGAGGGUCACCUGAUAACAACAGUAAGUGCCCAGACCAUGUUCAAGGAUGUAUCCGUCGGCAUGGCAAUGCAGGGUGCGGGCGACGCCCCCAUGACCCAGAGCGGGGCGGAGUUUAACAUGAAAACGACCAAUGAGACGACGGGGGGGAGCUGGGGCGAGACUUCAUAUUUAGUGCCCCAGGCCCCAAGCGGCGUAACAUCAUUGGACCGAGACUGGGAGGGAGGGGAGUGGCUAGACCCUAAUGACCACACCCUCAGAAACGGAAAGAAGUUCUACAGUCGCUCCUUCAGAGGUGGAGGAGCGAGGGGAGGACACGAGGAGGGAGGAGCCAGAGGGUAUAGAGAGAACCGUUGGAGGGGGGAGAGACGGGGGGUAGGAGGUUACCGAGGAGUGGGGAAGAGAGAUAACAGGGAAAGUUUCCGGGAGCAAGACCGAGGGGACAGGAAGCAGGAAGGAAGAGGGGGUGACGCCUCCUCUAAAGGACAAAAUGUGAGGGGUCGGGGGAGGAGCUACCACUAUAAUCAACAGCAAUCCAAUGGCAGAGAGGCAGGCAACUCUAGUGGGAUGAGGAACCCCCCUUAUACAGAUUUGUGAGAUUUGAUUGGCUGACAGGGUUUUUUUUGGGGGGGGGGGGGGGGGGGGGUUGUUUAUAUUGUUGUUUUUUUCUGAUUUGGUCUUUUAAUCGUCUGGUUUGUGGGAUUAUAUAGCUGUCGUUGGACUCAUCUUUUAAAAAAGAAAAAAAAUCUGUCAAGUGUCUCCAUGUUAUUGUUGCUUUCUGGACUACCCCCCCCAUAGGGCCCUGGUCAAAAGUAGUGCACUACCCCCCCAUAGGGCCCUGGUCAAAAGUAGUGCACUACCCCCCCCAUAGGGCUCUGGUCAAAAGUAGUGCACUACCCCCCCCAUAGGGCCCUGGUCAAAAGUAGUGCACUACCCCCCCCAUAGGGCCCUGGUCAAAAGUAGUGCACUACCCCCCCCAUAGGGCCCUGGUCAAAAGUAGUGCACUACCCCCCCCAUAGGCCCUGGUCAAAAGUAGUGCACUACCCCCCCCCCCCCAUAGGGCCCUGGUCAAAAGUAGUGCACUACCCCCCCAUAGGGCCCUGGUCAAAAGUAGUGCACUACCCCCCCAUAGGGCCCUGGUCAAAAGUAGUGCACUACCCCCCCAUAGGGCCCUGGUCUAAAGUAGUGCACUAUAUAGGGAUUCGGGUAUCAUUUGGGAUACAGACUAUCUCCUCUGAAAGAUGUUAAUCCUGCACAGGUAGUUGAUGUUAUUCCAGAUAGAUGUUAUUCCACUUAGAUGUUAUUCCACUUAGAUGUUUGAAUUUUCAUUUAAUAAAAGUUUGCUGUAUUGUACUGA